CCAAUCAGAAUUAAAAUGGGGCGGGUCUUGGUUGCCGGAGUGGAGACGUCACGUUGGAGAGUACGUUAGCAAGCGAACAGUCGGCAGGAUGGAGUCAUGGAGAAAUGCCGCAGUGAGAGGAAGUUGUCUGCGCUUACGCUGAAACACAGGGCUGUCCAUUCGAUCAGUAUAACAGUACAGGCAGAGAGAACGACGUGCACAGACGGGAGAGAAGAGACAGCAGAGGUGAGUGAAGCUGGUGAUGUGGCGCCAUCUGAACGAGAAGAUCCUGCUAAAACCAAGAAUAUUAGCGACGAGAAUGGCCUCGAUGGGUUCAGAAGAAAGAGCAGAUCGCAACUUUUGGAUCCGGAAUUAUGUGAAAUGCGUUUUCACCUGGCAUCAGAACAACUGGACAAAAGAUGAUGGAGUUUCCUUCAGUGUCAUGUCUUGUAAAUGUCAUUCUGCCUAAUGUCAAGGAAUGACGAGGAAAAUAAUUUCUGCUGAGAAGUUUGCCUGAGGACUCUGCAGCAGACGUCCAAGGAAUAGAAGACUGCUCUAACCAAUUCUGGACAGUCAAGUGGAGACGACUGCUUAAUGAGGAAGAUGGCGGCUCAGGUUUUGCUUUUGGAUUUGGAAAGAAAGAUUUGCUUGUGAUUUGGAAAGAAAGAUUUGCUGUGACGUGCGAAUUCGCUCAUGUUCUCAAUCUUUGUAUUUUUUCUUUUACAUGUACCUCACUAUCAUAUUUUAUUGUUUUUGUUUUGUUGAAACUAUGCCUGUAUUUCAGUAUGCUAUUUUGUUUUUAUUAGAAAAAUAAAAGUUUUGUGAUUGAACAUUUUGCGACUUGCUCUUAUUGGAUGAAAAAAUCAUUACGUUUUUAAAGAUAUUUACAUAUUUACAGUAUACAUCCAAUCUCAACUAAAUCCGGGUUUAAUUUGUUUCCAUUUUAAUUGAACAAAUUUUUAAGUUGCCUAGUUGUUUUGCUUCGCUACUUCAUUUAUCAACAAUUAAUUACUAUUGGACCAUUGCGAGUCAAUAUGUUUAAAUUGAACCAAGGUUUAGGGCUCUUUAAUUGGCUUUAGCCAAACUGGCUUGUUAUAUCCCUACAAUAAUAAGGCUUUUGCAAAUUAUUUUGGCUUAUGGCACCUAUAAUAUUCUAAUCAUUGAUACAACCACUGAUUUCUUUAAAUAAAAUAGGCAGUUAAUGACCAGAAAACAACGUCAAAGUCUUCAUUCAUCUUCAAAUAUCCUGUUAACAUGAAAUACAAUUACAUAUGCAGAGCCAAGUGUAAAGGGUUAAAACUAAAUGGUCUAAAAUGGUGUCCAGUGUAGUCCAACACUGCAAAAUGGCUCCUCUUGCCUCAUUUCCUGUCUGUGCAGGAAGUGAAGGCUCAGAAAUAUUUUUUUCAUAAAAGCACAAAAAGAUUUCUCUUGAUGCCCACUAAUCAUUUAUUCUAAUGCUUGUAGGGUUGUUAUAACUUGAACAUUAAAAAUAAAUAUAAAACAGCUAGUUUAUAUUUUAAAAUAAAAGGGGUGGGACUUGGGUGCAUCACCUGAGUCCUGGGUAAAUGGAGAGAACGUCAAUCAAAGGCUAAGCUCUCAGAGCUGGGAAGGAGCUUUAGAUGGCGGAUGAACCUUGGGAACGGGAGAGCGUUGAGCCUCGCAGGGCUCUCAAUAGCACUUGUAUCUCAACUUUGGUGAACUUUGGAUCCCACUAGGGACUUAAUUAUUGCGCAAAUUCGUUCUUUAUUUUACGUUUCGGAAUAUAUAGACGUUAAUGCGUAGAUUUUGUGACUUGUUUCGUCGAAAACCUUGUGCUGCGUGCGUAGAGUGGCCAGUCGUUGUUUUCCCUGCCUUGUACUGGCAGCCAUUGCGGUCCUCCAUUUUUAGUGCGCUCUGCUGGGCUCUUCUCACUCUCUCUCUAUUCAAAUAGCCAUCCUUGGAUUAUAGCAGCUAUUUUUCUUUUCGAAUAUUAUUCCGAUUUUCAUUUUCACCUGAAUUGUGGAAUAUUUUUAUUUUUUGUUCUAAUGGACUAAGUUACAAAUCGCAUUUUUUGUCAGAUGUGAAUGUAGUGCUUCAAUCCUCCUCCUGUCAAUGGAAUAGGUAUGUUUACAUUGUUUAUAUUGUUUAAUUUCUAUUGUCGAUUUCGUUGUGUUUCAUCGUGUUGUUUUAAUCGUCCUUUGUCUGAUGACGCAGUAGGAAUUUAUGUAUGUGGCUGUGUGAAUCUAUUUGCUUGAUAUGCUAUCGACACAUGGUUUUUAUGACGACGAAUAGAGUCGAGCAGGUGUCAUUUCAUUUCCGAUGCUUUAUAACUUUAGAAAUACUGUAAACGUUUAUUUAUUUUAAGUCGUUCGAGUUUUUCGCAACGUCGAGACUUUUUGCCGUCCUUUGAAAGCGGACUGACUCGCUUGAUGGUUCAUCCCACUUUAAACUUUUGACAGUUAUUACCUGGACAAAAGACCAUCAUUAACAAAAAGUUCAAGACAAAAUCAUGAUGAAGAAUAAGAAUAAAAAGCAGGAAGACGAAGGCUCGACCCAAAGCAAUGCUUCCAGCAACUCAGCGUCAGAGGAAUCAAACCGCUCUGGGUCAGAAUCUGGGAGUCAGUCGGAGAGUGAGCAAGGAAGUGAUAGGCCUCGUUCCCGGCGUUCCGAGUCCAACAGCACCUCAGAUUCAGAGAGCCACUCAGAGUCGGAGAGUGAAUCCACUGGGUCCAAGUCUCGCCAGACUUCAGCACAGGGCAAAGACAAACCAGUCAGAAAGAAAGACAACCUGGCAGAUGUGAAGAAGAUGUGGGAAGAACAUCCAGAUAUUUAUGGUGUUAGAAGAUCCAGUCGCAGCAGACAAGAGCCUGCCCGCCUCAACAUUGGAGCUGAGGGCAGCAGUGGUUCAGAGAGUGAAAGUCCCAAAAGAAAAGGCUCACGUCAGAAAAAGAAAGAUAAAACCUGGAAAGAUGAUGACUCAAAUGGUGAAGAUGAUGAUGAUGAUGAGGAAGAGGCCAGCAGUUCAGAGAGUGAGCAGGAAGAGAAAAAAGUUAGAUCCAGACGACUUCCUGCUAGAAGACCACAGACCAAGUCAUCUGCAGGCAAGCAGUCCCAAAAAGCACGAAAACAGAGGAAACAAGAGUCUUCCGAAGAAGAAGAUGAUGACGAUGAUGAUGAUGAUGAUGACGAUGAUGAUGAGGAGGAUACCCCAAAAAGACAAACAAGGCGCAGAGCAGCAACUAAAGUCAGUUACAAGGAGGAUCAGAAUGAUUUUGAGACGGACUCAGAUGAUCUCAUUGAAAUGGCAGAAGGUGCUGAGGAGCAACAGGAUGACGACAGUGAGACCAUUGAGAAGGUUCUUGAGACCAGGAUAGGAAAGAAAGGAGCUACUGGAGCUUCCACAACCUUUUAUGCUGUUGAGGAAAAUGGAGACCCUGGAGCAGACUUUGACCCCGAGAAAGAGGAAGGGGAAACUCAGUUCCUCAUCAAGUGGAAAGGCUGGUCCUACAUCCACAACACUUGGGAAAGUGUGGACUCUCUCACGCAGCAGAAGGUCAAAGGGAUAAAGAAGCUAGACAACUUCAAGAAGAAAAACGAAGAGCUUAAUGCUUGGAUGAAAAGAGCUUCACCUGAGGAUUUAGAGUAUUACAACUGCCAGCAAGAACUAACUAAUGACCUGAGCAAGCAAUUCCAAAUUGUAGAGAGAGUGAUUGCCACGAGAACAGGAAAAUCACAAGCAUCCUCAGAUUUUUCACCCCAAAAAAGCACUUCCAGUGAGCCCGAGUACUUGUGUAAGUGGAUGGGACUGCCCUAUGCCGAGUGCACCUGGGAGGAUGGAGCAUUAAUUACAAAGAAAUUCCAGUCGUGCGUUGAUAGUUUCCAAACCAGGAAUGCCUGUAAGACGAUCCCUUCCAAAGACUGUAAGGUGUUGAAACAGAGGCCAAGGUUUUUACCCUUGAAGAAACAGCCUUCUUACAUUGGAGAUGAGAACCUUGAACUCAGAGAUUACCAGUUAGAUGGAGUUAACUGGCUCGGCCACUCCUGGUGCAGGUGUAACAGUGUUAUCUUGGCUGAUGAAAUGGGUCUUGGUAAGACCAUUCAGACCAUCUCCUUCCUGUCUUACCUUUUCCAUCAACAUCAGCUUUAUGGGCCCUUCCUGGUGGUGGUUCCCCUGUCAACUCUCACCUCCUGGCAGAGGGAGUUUAAUAUCUGGGCACCUGAUAUGAAUGUAGUGGUCUACCUGGGAGAUGUCUCAAGCAGAAAGACAAUCCGUGACUACGAAUGGAUCCAUCAGCAGACAAAAAGAAUCAAGUUCAAUGCACUUUUGACCACGUAUGAAAUUCUACUGAAGGAUAAGGGAGUGUUGGGCAAUAUAAACUGGGCCUUUCUGGGAGUUGAUGAAGCUCACCGGCUUAAGAAUGAUGAUUCACUUCUGUACAAAACUCUGAUUGACUUCAGAUCCAAUCACAGGCUGCUCAUCACAGGGACUCCGCUGCAGAACUCCCUCAAGGAGCUGUGGUCCCUUUUGCACUUUCUGAUGCCUGAAAAGUUUGAGUCCUGGGAGGAUUUUGAGGAUGAGCAUGGUAAAGGCAGGGAGAACGGAUAUCAGAGCCUGCACAAAGUUCUGGAGCCUUUCCUGCUGCGGCGUGUCAAGAAAGACGUCGAGAAAUCCCUGCCUGCUAAAGUGGAGCAAAUCCUCCGAGUCGACAUGUCCGCCCAGCAGAAACAGUUCUACAAGUGGAUCCUAACAAGAAACUACAAAGCUUUGUCUAAGGGCACCCGGGGCAGCUCCUCUGGCUUUCUUAACAUCGUGAUGGAGCUGAAGAAAUGCUGUAACCAUGGUUUCCUCAUCAAACACCCGGAGGACAGUGAGACUGAAACGGCACAAGAGCGGCUGCAGGCUGUGGUGCGUGGCAGUGGGAAGCUGGUUCUUCUGGAUAAGCUGCUCACACGACUGAGGGAGAGAGGAAACCGUGUUCUCAUCUUCUCGCAGAUGGUCCGCAUGUUGGACAUACUUGCAGAUUACCUGUCUUUCAAACGAUAUCAAUUCCAGCGUUUGGACGGCUCUAUCAAGGGAGAGAUCAGAAAGCAAGCAUUGGACCACUUUAAUGCUGAAGGCUCUGAGGACUUCUGUUUUCUGCUGUCCACACGUGCAGGAGGGCUUGGAAUUAACCUGGCCUCUGCCGACACGGUGGUCAUCUUUGACUCAGACUGGAAUCCACAGAAUGAUCUUCAGGCCCAGGCCAGAGCCCACAGGAUUGGCCAGAAAAAACAAGUGAAUAUCUAUCGUCUGGUCACCAAAGGCACGGUGGAGGAGGACAUUAUAGAAAGGGCAAAAAAGAAGAUGGUUCUUGACCAUCUCGUCAUUCAGAGAAUGGACACCACUGGGCGAACCGUCCUGGAUAACAACUCUGGAAAUUCAAACUCAAACCCCUUCAAUAAAGAAGAGUUGACAGCAAUCUUAAAGUUUGGAGCAGAGGAUUUGUUCAAAGAAGCUGAGGGAGAGGAAUCAGAACCACAGGAAAUGGACAUCGAUGAGAUCUUGCGGCUUGCUGAAACAAGAGAGAGUGAUCAGGGAUUAGGGAGUGCCACAGAUGAGCUUCUGUCACAGUUCAAGGUAGCAAACUUCACCAUGGAUGAAAGCACUCCAGAGCUUGAGGAGAAGCCUGUGCGAGACUGGGAUGACAUCAUUCCUGAAGACCAGCGAAAGAAGGUGGAGGAGGAACAGAAACAGAAAGAGAUGGAAGACAUCUACAUGCUGCCCAGAAGUAGGAGCUCCAACAAAAGGGCACAAGCUAAUGACAGUGACAGUGAUGUGGGAUCAAAACUGAAGCAGAGAACCUCAGGCUCUGACAGCGAAUCAGAUGACAGCGGGGAUGACAAACGGCCCAAGCGAAGAGGCAGGCCGAGAGCUCGCAAAAACAACGUCGAGGGAUUUACAGACGCUGAGAUCCGCAGGUUCAUAAAGGCAUAUAAGAAAUUUGGAGCACCGCUUGAGAAGUUGGAGGCGAUUGCCCGUGACUCUGAGCUGGUAGAUAAAUCUAUAGCAGACCUGAAGCGAUUGGGAGAACUGCUGCACAACAGCUGUGUGACUGCAGUACAAGAGCACGAGGAACACAUGAAGGAAAACCCUGUGGAAGCUAAAGGACCUGGGAAAAGAAGAGGCAUCAACAUCAAGAUCUCAGGGGUUCAGGUCAAUGCAAAGUCCAUUAUCCAGCAUGAAGAAGAUUUAGAGCCACUCCAUAAAUCUGUGCCUUCAAAUCCUGCGGAAAGGAGCAAAUUUCAGCUGACCUGUCGAGUGAAAACACCCCAUUUUGAUGUAGACUGGGAUAUUAAUGAUGACACUCAGCUGUUAUUGGGCAUCUUCGAGCACGGCUACAGCAACUGGGACCUGAUUAAGACCGACCCUGAUCUCAAACUCUCAGAGAAGAUUCUACCAGAUGACCCUAACAAGAAACCUCAGGCAAAGCAGUUACAGAUGCGAGCGGACUACUUGCUCAAGAUGCUGAAGAAAGAACAGGAAAACCAAGAUACAGCAAAAGCAGGAGAUGAGACCAAAGCCAAAAAGAGGAAACCUCGAACGAAAAAAAAGGCCCCAAACAACGAGCUGGCUAAUGAGAUUUCCUCUCCUCGUCUCUCUGACAACCCAUCAGAGGAGGGAGAAGUGAAGGACGACGGAGCAGAAAAAUCACCCACAAAGAAGAAACAGAAAAAGGAUAACAAAGAGAACAAAGAAAAAACAGGAACUCCUAAAAAAGAAAAGGAGGGGGAGAAGGACAAAAAGCGCUGCAAGUCCAAAAAAGAGAAGGCCAAACCAGGAGGCAAAGGGAAGAAGGCUCAGGGUCCAGUGCACAUCACUGCUGGAAGUGAGCCGAUACCAAUUGGAGAGGAAGAUGAUGAGUUGGAUCAGGAGACAUUCAGUAUUUGUAAGGAGAGGAUGAGGCCAGUGAAGAAAGCUCUGAAGCAGUUGGAUAAACCAGAUGAGGGUCUGUCAGUACAAGAACAGCUGCAGCACACUCGUACCUGCCUGCUGAAGAUCGGAGACCGCAUCACUGAGUGCCUCAAAUCAUACAGCGACCCCGAGCACGUCAAGACGUGGCGCAGAAACCUCUGGAUUUUCGUGUCCAAAUUUACUGAGUUUGGGGCUCGGAAGCUGCAUAAGCUGUAUAAGAUGGCUCAAAAGAAGCGCUCGCAAGAGGAAGAGAAGGAUCAAAAGAAAAAGGACGGUCCUGCCAAGAAGAAGCCCUUUCGACCUGAGCCAUCAGGGUCAAGCCGGGAUUCAACAGGCACUCACCCUUCAGCCAAUCACCCGCCUGGACCUCCUCCCCCUCAUGUCCAUCACAGAGAGCCAUACAACCAAUCUAAUAAAAGGCCUUUCCCUAAUGAUGACAGGGGAGAUUGGCAAAGGGACCGUAAAUAUGGCUACCCAGGUAACAGCAGUCAACCCUGGCAAGGGGAUCGGCAUCACCCGUACGACACUCACAGGUACAGGGACCAUUAUGGCGAUCGCCGGCCUCACAAUGAUUACCGUAGCUCAGGGAGCUACCGUAACAGUGGUUCACCUCGCAAGCGUCCCUAUGACCAAUAUGGUAAUGACAGAGAUCAUCGGGGCCACAGAGACUAUUAUGACAGACAUCCAGACCCCAAGAGGAGGCGCUCGGAUGAAUACCGUUCCCCGAAUUACCAUCAAGGGGGAGGAGGGCAUCCACAAGACUUCAGGAGGUUGCCUGAUCACAGGGGACCGAUUGGGAAUCACGGCCCUGUGGGGCCCGAUCACUACCGCCCUUUUCACCCAGACAAACCCCCACCCCUGAUUGAUCCUCGUUCCCCUCAAGCCCAAAAAUCCCCUCUCGAACCAAUUUCACCUGCAGAAAGAACUGGAGAGCAGAAAUCUGUGACGGACUUCAACUGGAACAGCAGGAAAACGUGAAUAUUAAAGUAAAUAUUUGGCCAGAGCAGAGACCGCUGGUGCUGCCACUUGGCAGAAAGGCCAUUGUCUGUGCCACCCAGUAAAUGGAGGAGACAUAACCAGGUCCAAAUUUUGGAGCUCUUCCUAUCAACUGUCUUUGACUGUCUUCUAGGUUUCAGCGACCAGGUUAGGUCUGCCAUUUUCUUGACUGUGGAUAAUGAACAAAUAAGGCAUGGUUAGUCCUAUGGACUAUGGUGUAAUAAUUGAGUGUUGAAUUAUGCCCAAGUUGGAAGUGCCUCGUGUAUUUUUUGUGUGUAUCCCAGAAGCAAACCUUAAUUUGAUUUUCAUGUCUUUUGUUUUGUGAACUUUGAUUUGUGCAAAAAAAAAAAAUGGUUAAUGAAAGUAGCCUUUUGUAGGGAAAAAUGAUUUUAACUGCACCUUCAGAUGUUUAGUCAUUGUUCUGUUGAGCUAUUUAAAACAUGUAGGAUAUGUUUUCCCUGUUUCCUGUCAUCAAACAUAUUUUGAAGACAACAAAUCGGUCUCCGAUAUUAUCAAUUCUGUAUUUGUGAUGCAGCAGAAUGAACAUUUGCUCAAUUUAUUGAAUUAAAUUUGUGUGCAGGUCCUCUUUUUGUAAUGCAAUGCACAAAGACCCUUUCAGAGGACAGUAGCCUUAUAAAGAAAAUUAGGCUGAACAGUAUUCAGGGUCUAUGAAGACCUGUUUGUCAGAACACUAGAUAAUUAUAACAUGUAAGCUAUCGUUGUCUUAUUUUCUGUAACACAUGGCACCAUCUGAAUCCACUUUCUGGUCAGUUGUCGUAUAAUCUGUACUGUAGCAUCUUUGUAUUGCACUAAAGGACAGCUACUCGCUUGUUUUUGAAUAUGUAGUAAUGAUAGACAUUACCUGAAUUUAUUUUCCUCUCAAGUUCUUUUCCCGGUUUGAAUGUGCUAACAAUGCCGAUCUUUUUGACCUUCAAGUGGAAAUAUGAGUACUGUGUGUAUGGAAAGAUGUGUGUUCAUAGAGUGAUUGGGUGUCACAAGCUAUUUCGUGCCAAACAUUCUCAGACUGGCAUGCUGGUAAAUACCAUUCAUUGAUUGUUUAUGUGUUGUGUUUCUCCAUCUGUGCCUUAUUCUUGUGUAGACUGAAACACCAGUUUGGUAUAAGGAUGUAUGAGAUGCAGUAUUAUUCUGUUGUGUAUUUAAAACAUUUGCCAGGAUGGAGUUUUAAUGAAAUGCAUGUUCAGCCAGCUAUGGUGGGUGGGGAACAAGUUGGUGCGCUGAAAUCCAAAAGAUCAUGGUGGCAGUGAAGUGAGAUGUGGGCUCUGAAAUAUUGAAGAUGUUUCUCCUCUUCCCAAUCAAGGUCCUGCUCACACUCCACAGAUGUGUGUUAAGCUUCGUGAUAAGCCAACUUAAAUAAUUUAUAUUUGUGAAAAGCCACUGUUCAGAUUAAUUGUACUGUACAUAAUGUUUAUAGACCUAUAUGUAUUAAAGUUUCCUACAU
Molecule: messenger RNA, 9365 nt
Organism: Triplophysa rosa
Lineage: Eukaryota; Metazoa; Chordata; Actinopteri; Cypriniformes; Nemacheilidae
Gene: chd2
Product: chromodomain helicase DNA binding protein 2
Exons: 44
Coding region: 2468-7888 (1806 amino acids)
Biological process (GO): nucleosome organization; regulation of transcription by RNA polymerase II
Cellular component (GO): chromatin; nucleus
Molecular function (GO): ATP binding; chromatin binding; ATP-dependent chromatin remodeler activity
Source: RefSeq, a predicted model, not a curated record